UAACCUUCAGCUUCGAACUAGUACCUAACAACUACCAGCCAGGUUCGAUAAAAAAAAAAGACUCAUUGAUACUUAUCUACUAAUCAUAUGGAAUUACGUACCAACUAACAAGAAGGGAAGCAACGAUUAAUUCUAUUUCAUCCCCCGUCAUCCCCCGUCAUCCCUAUAAAGGGUGAUAAAGUCAAGAUGCAACAACUCAAUCUAGUACCGUCUUCUCCAAACAUAUCACAUCCCGGAAUUAGGGCAACCGAUAUCACCAGCAAGUUUACCUCUGCCGUAAAGAAGUUGGCACCCGGACAACUAGUCAAAGAUGACCAUUUCACCCUUUUUGAGUCCGUCGCGGCUCUGGAGAUUAUGGACCGGAAGAUGGACAGUGGCGCUUUAGCAGAAGGCGAAUCACUCGACGAAGAAUAUGACGUCUCCCGCGAUCUGCUACCGGAGGAAAUUCUAGGCAUUAUUGACCAACUACUCUGCCUUGAGAUGGCCUGGCAUCUCGGUUACCCUCUUUCUCAGACUCUCUUCACCAGUGUCUAUAUCGAGUCGCUUAUGAAUCCUCACCCAGCCAGUAUAGAUGAGGCUGAGUUUAUAAGAGACCCUCGGGCCCGCGAGAAGCAGCCGAAAUUGCUCUUUGUUUUGCGAGCAUAUUGCCUCGGGCUCAUAAAAGCAUGUUGUUAUGUAAAUGAGCUCGUAAAAGAUGAACUUUACUAUGAGGAGGAAGAUUUCGUUACUCACACCUACGGUCGUGACUUGCUCCUCGAUAUAACCGUUGGCUCCGUCAAUAAUAUACUACAACAGGCCCGGAUUGACCUUCGCGCCGCUAGCAACGAAAUCGCUAAGGAUAUUUCUGCGGCCUUGGACCUUCGGCUCGAGCUACGUAUAGCAUUCUUGCGGGCUAUAGAUCUCUCGAGCCUACGAAAAUCCAAUCCCGAUUCCUUGAAGAUGCCCUGGAUACAGAUGAAAGGCCUACUUGAGCAUAUCAAAAAGCAGCAUUCGCUAGGCAAACCCGUGCCUGAAGCUUUCAGCACCAAACUACAGCGACGGUUGGCGAGUACCAUGCCACCACGCCCGAUGGUCCAGCCUAGCUUCGAAGAGAGCUAUGACCACUUUAAGCAGCUUUUCCAAGAUGGUGUUGAUAUCAUGGAUAUUCUGAAGUACUCAGAACCGCAAAGCCUUUUAAAUUUUGUCUUGCUUUUCCAGGCAAGAAAGCCGCAACCCCUAGUUUAUAUUAGAACGUUACUCCAGAACCUCUUAUUUAGAGAGAUGGUCGUCCUGGGCAAUUAUAGUAUUCGGCAAGUCAUCGAUCACGACCUUUCGAUUGUUGUUAUGCCUUGUGCGCCACAGAUCAACUCUUCCUACGACGAUAUAGAGGUCACCACCGAUCCUCGUCACCAGAUUGCAGCGCAGAUGGAAAUUUUCCGGCAGCGAGUGGCGGAAUGUUACCUGGAUAUCUUCAGGAUAUUCUGCCAGAACAGAUGUAGAGUUCGGCGUACGUUAUGUCACAGCAUUCAAGAAUGGGAUAUGCUUCAGGUGGACGUUGAGGAAAUCGACCACCUCCUGCAGGUCGCCUUGGAUGAGAAGCCUCUCACAACAGACAGAGGUAAUGUGGGAUUUUCGCUCCCCCUAUCGUCGUGGGCGUAUCUCUACAAGCUCAGGCAGAUGGAGUGGAUUGUCCAGCUUGGAUUCGAAUUGGAGGUCUACCAGACGGACGAGCUCGCUGGUAUGUAUUGGUAUUUAAACUACCUUGCCAAGACGCGCGCGCAGCACGGUGACCGCAUCAAAUCAUUUACAAUGCGCAGCCUAGAUGAGGCACGCCACGGCCUCGGUAACAAUGGGAAGAGCGACCAAGAGCUACCUCAAUACACGGUCGCUAAGGAGCGCGAGUAUAUGACCUCCUUAUCAUACUUGCGCCUAACAAUGCUGGACGCGGCAUGCACGUGGGAGUUUGCGGAUGGCCUCUGUUGUCUGUACACCGCGCUGCAACGCCUGAAGCUUAUCGCUUCACCGCAACGCCCCUAUGGCACCGAUACCAUGCGCUACGAUCUGCGCAUGAACCCCUUCCGGGGCAUCGCAUUGCCCCAGCUUCCGACAUUCAGCGAGUUCACGCGCGCAACCACGCAACCCGAGACCUCGACAAGCGAGCUUCUCAAGUACGCCGAGAGCGCCAUCGGGGGCGCGAAGAAGGGAUACGAGGCGUUGAGCAAGAUGUCUCCCACGCAGUCCUUCAGCGUCAACGCGCACGACCGGUGGGUUGGCAAUGUCCGCGACUGUCUUAAAGCGGCGAUUGCGGCGGGGGUUACUGUCUCCACGCUACAGAAGGCAUUAGACAAAGCGGAGGCAAACGAGGAGGGUGGCUUGCAGUUGAAGCUAAAGGUCGAGAUGCCGGCGCCCGGGAAGGGAUAUCAUGACUGGUGGAUCGUUCCGAAACUAGUUCCCGUAGCGUGACUUUCCGCCCCCGGAUCCCAAGAUGGGUGGAUUAGGUACUGAAUUAUGAUUAACUAGGGCAGAAGUUGGUUAGGUGCUGGAAGUUAGUCAGGUGGUGUUGGGAGAGACCUGGUAAUUGGCACGCGUGUACCUACGGAAUUCAUGGAUAUAAUUUCAACGGCUAGAAAGCAGGCACCUCGGUCCAUUAGAGAACGGCGGG
Molecule: messenger RNA, 2641 nt
Organism: Daldinia caldariorum
Lineage: Eukaryota; Fungi; Ascomycota; Sordariomycetes; Xylariales; Hypoxylaceae
Product: Mak10-domain-containing protein
Exons: 6
Coding region: 187-2442 (751 amino acids)
Biological process (GO): N-terminal peptidyl-methionine acetylation
Cellular component (GO): NatC complex
Source: RefSeq, a predicted model, not a curated record